Pelmatolapia mariae (spotted tilapia) is the source of this 4121-nucleotide messenger RNA. RefSeq names its product forkhead box J1a (gene foxj1a). Gene Ontology annotation, cellular component: nucleus. The record is from RefSeq and is a predicted model, not a curated record. The transcript has 3 exons. Gene Ontology annotation, biological process: regulation of transcription by RNA polymerase II. Gene Ontology annotation, molecular function: DNA-binding transcription factor activity, RNA polymerase II-specific; RNA polymerase II cis-regulatory region sequence-specific DNA binding. The coding region runs from base 699 to 2078 and encodes 459 amino acids. Lineage: Eukaryota; Metazoa; Chordata; Actinopteri; Cichliformes; Cichlidae.
CAUGCUCAGACUGUUCAGAGCAGCAGGACAACAGAAAAUCUGGUUUUACUUUGUGAAAGCUUUUUGGAAGACUUAAUAAUAUGGAGUCUUAAUCUGUCCUGAAUGCAGAGGAGUAAUAAGUGCGGUAUUAAAUAUAAUAGAAAUGAUGGAUGUGUGGGUGGAUGGUGCAUCGUGGCCUUGGAGCAGCAGGACCUGAGCUUCCAUCCUGAUUUAAUAUGUUUUUGCAUUCAUUCGCUUUUUAAAGAAAGAAAAAGUCACGCGGAGUUCGCUUUUAAUAAAACUGCAAUAAUCCUGCAGUAAAAGUCCCAGCAGGUCCCCCGGAGCGGCCCCGGGCCUCAGAUUGAGAACCCGCGGCCACAGUUGACUUGAGCGUGAUUAAAAAUGAAGCGCCAUAGAAACGGGGAGGCCAAUGAAGACGCGCGGAGCUGUUUACAGGGGGUGUAGCGUUUCUAUGGUUGCCGGUCAAACCUCCUGCAGCAGGUAUUAAACUGGAGCCCGCAGCGCGCUGACAGCCGCCACAAACCUCCGCCGAGCAGGAGAAGCAGGACUCCUCCCCAGGUCUCCGUGUGGAGCAGCAGGUGCGCAGACUCACACUCGGCCUCCAUCAGUCUGGAUUCAACGGGCGCAGCUCAAAGUCCUGUCAGGAGGUAACAGAGGGAGGAGGAGGAGGAGAAGGAGCUGACACAGAGGAGAGAGCCAUGCUGUCCCUGAGCUGUGCCGACCCGUGGGCCGAAGGCUCCGUGGGUCUGGAGGAGGAGGUGGUGACUGCGGCGGCUCAGGCUGAGGAGCGGGACGGAGUCAGCGGCACUGACAGCAGCAGCUGCUCCGUCAGCCUGGACGACAGCCUGACCAGCCUGCAGUGGCUGCAGGAGUUCUCCAUCCUCGGCACCAACGUGCCGCAUCACACGCACCACCAGCACCACCUGUUCGGCCACCAGCAGCUAGGCUCUGACGCGCCAGCCUCCCCCCUGGCCGGGGACCCGGCCUCCUUCGGGAUGCCGCUGACCCCGGGGAAGCCCACAGCGGCAGCCUACAGCAGGAUGCAGCCACUGCCCGGCAUCGUGGCUCACGGACACUGUCCGGACGACGUGGACUACAAAACCAACGCGCACAUCAAGCCGCCGUAUUCCUACGCCACCCUCAUCUGCAUGGCCAUGCAGGCCAGCAAGAAGAGCAAGAUCACGCUGUCCUGCAUCUACAAAUGGAUCACCGACAACUUCUGCUACUACCGCCAUGCUGACCCCACCUGGCAGAACUCGAUCCGACACAACCUCUCGCUCAACAAGUGCUUCAUCAAGGUGCCGCGGCAGAAGGACGAGCCCGGGAAGGGGGGUUUCUGGAAGAUUGACCCGCAGUACGCUGAGCGCCUCCUGAGUGGUGCCUACAAGAAGAGACGAAUGCCGCCCGUCCAGAUCAACCCGGCCUUGCGGAACAGACUCAGGGUGAACAUGCAGCCUCAGCCCAGAGGGCAGAUCGGGCUUUGCAUCAACCCAGAGUCCCAAAGGCUUCUUCGAGAGUUCGAAGAGGCAACGGGGGCUGAUCAGAAUUGGGACCCCCAUCUGGCUGAGGGGACCAUGCUGGGGUCCUGGCCGGUGGUCAGGGGAAGGAGUGGGCUCAAGAGGAAGCAGGGCUCUAGAAAUGGUGCUGCCAAAGCCCCCCGUCGGUCCAGCUCCCCUCUGCUCUCCAUGGAUGAACAGAAGGAGAUUGGACCUCUGAAGGGGGACUUCGACUGGGACGCCCUUCUGGAUUCUGCCCUCAGCGGGGAGCUCAGUUUGGAAGGUGGUGAGCCUCUGAGCCCCAUCAUGAAAGAGGAGGACCUAACAGUGCGGGGAACCCACAUUUCUCCUGUUGAAGCCCCUGCAGGCUCAGCAGAGGCAGAGAGGAGUAACAACAUGUCUGACUUUGAUGAGGAGACCUUCCUUGCCACAGCCUUCCUGGAGAACCCCUGGCCGGAGGAGGAGGAGGAUCACGGCCGCAGUGAUUUCCUCUGUAGCUCCACCGUCAACUUAGACCAGCUGUUUGGGCUCGAGGACUCAUUAGGUGGGGACCCCAGCAGCAGGAUGGACACCCUCCUUUGAGGAACAAUUUCCAGGUCGUCUUACAAACUAAGAACCCUUCUCAACACAACUUGGGAAUAAAAUACUCUUUUUUUACCCUCAUGCAAGCUUAACCGUCCUUUUCAAGAUGUUUAAAGUAUUUUUAGAGAAACAUUUUUACGCAGGUUCAAUGCUGGAAAUAAACACUCAAUGCCUACCGAACAAUGAUGCCACAAUGUACAGCAGCAGUUCAUAUUCCACAGAGAAACUACACUGAAUGUUUUUUUCCAUUUUUUUGUGAAAUGAAAGUUUUCAGAGUGAAGGCCUGGACACACCAGAAGGUAGCACGGUAAUUUUAGCGUCAUGUUUCCCUUAAUGUGUUUGUGAGAACACGGGCCAGGCGUGGACGGUGUUCCUGCUAAACAAGUUUCACAUAAUGAUGUAAACAUUUGUUUAAACUACAUUUCCAGCGGUCAUUACCCCUCACAAGCACUGAUUGCUGCCCUUCAGUAAGCUUCCAGAAGUUGGCCAAUCAUUGAGCUGUUAGGGAGGGUGUAGUUUAAAGAUGCUGGAGCUAAAUGCAAGUAGACUUUAUUUCUAGUUUAAUGUCCAUUCAAACUGAUUCAGACAUUUAUGUUCUUACAUAGAGCUCCUACAGAUAAUGCUAAUAGGUUAGCCAGUCACUAGUCCACUCAAUCGUAACAGGAAGAUGAGAACCCCCAAAAUAAACUCUCUCAAUAAAACUACACAAAAACAUUGCCAGUGCAAACGCACGUCGACUACCCACCAAGCGGUAAAGAAACUGUGAGAAGUGCGACGCUAACUGGAAUCAGACCGUAUGGCUUUUCAUUGAGUUGGUUUUGGCGAUAAAGCACAACUUUUAUUUUAUGCAAUCCACCGGCAACCAAAGCCACUCCAUCUGAUCAGAGAGGUCCACAUUUUCUUUCAGAAAUAAACAGCUAACAGCAUGAAUCCACCAAUCGGUACAAUUUUAUUGGAAUAAAUUGAUCUCUGGUGUAACCAGGCCUUACAGACGACACAACAUGGUCUCUGUUUACGUCACGAAAGUGUGUUUUAUUGUGAAAAAGGAGAUCAUGUUGCCUGAAAGAUAUUUUCAGUGAAUAGUUGAUCAACUAAGACUUUUUUUAAUUGUUAAAGUGGAAUCAGGAGUAAUGCUACGACAGAUUGAUGAUGAGAUUUUUUGCCAAAUUAUGUUCUGUGUAGAUGUGAUUUACUCAUUUAGUUUUCUUUUCUUUUUUUGGCGUGGGAUUUUUUGGUACUAACUCUUUAUUUUCAGAAUGAACUAGCACAACUUUAACAAAUUAUUCAUGUUAGCUUAACUUUUUCCAGAAAAUCAGACUGACGUAUGUGGCUUGUAGAAGUAACGGCUUUCUUUCUUCCUUCCUGUGACUUUGUAGCCGGUAGAUAUAAAGAAACGCAGCAGAGGACGCGUCACAGCUUUGCGGUGUAAAAGUUAAAAUAAACACAAAGCAGCCUGAGGCAAAAUUCUCCAACAAAGAACCAUUAGGAGCUUAAAAUGCACAGUUUAAAGAGGCCACGGUGGCUUGUAAAUGAAUACCUGACCUUCUAUGUGCCAAGAACAACACUUGGGACUCGACGGGGCGGCCGUGCGCGUUUUACUGCAAUGAGGAAAUGUUUUUGUGUUGGUGUGCGAUAAAGUUGGGGAGCUGCUGGACAAAAGAGCUCGCUGGAUUCAGACUAAACCAAAUCACGCUGCAUAAGGACGGGGACAGUCUUUAACUGCUGAGAUGCAGUAACUGUUCUCUAAACAUGUGUGAAAGUGCAAUCAUUGUACAGUGGUAUUUGUUAUAUGUUACAGUCAUUUGUUGGAGUCCAUUCAUGCUGUUUACUUCAGAGAGAGCAGGCUCACUGUUUUGUGUAUUCUGAGGUGUGAAUACACUCGAGGGACUCUCAGUAAAACCAGCUAUGGUUGUGUUUUAGCUCGUCUCAAUCAAAUAACACUUUAAACCACAAUAAUGGGAUCUUACCUCAUGAUUGGUUCUAUGCUGAUGUUUAAACGCUCAUGUAUUCUUCUACCUUUUUGUUUUUAUUUUAUUUUCCACU